Messenger RNA from Triticum aestivum (bread wheat), 1935 nucleotides. RefSeq names its product putative disease resistance protein RGA3. The transcript has 2 exons. The annotation marks the transcript as partial. The record is from RefSeq and is a predicted model, not a curated record. NCBI's taxonomy places the organism in Eukaryota, Viridiplantae, Streptophyta, Magnoliopsida, Poales, Poaceae. Gene Ontology annotation, molecular function: ADP binding.
AUGCCCAAGCUGAUUGGUAAACUCCUACCUUGCUCAUCCUCCCAGGAUCCACAUAUUCGUGAGAAAGAUUGUGGCAGUGUGCAAGAAAUGGCAAAGUUUGAGUUUAAUAGGGUUGAUUUCUCUCGAAAGAUGAAGGACAUCAUAGAGAAAUUGCAGCUUGUGCGGAAGAAUGUUAAUGGCCUUUUGCAGAGUUGUGACCCUAGAAGUGUCUCAGACAUUGCCCAGUGUCGUCCUAUCACCAAGGGUCGAAUUGAUGAGCCAAAACUGUAUGGGAGGGACCGUGUCAUGGAUAGCAUUAUACAGAACAUCACCAAGGGUCAAUACGGUGACAAGGGUAUAACUGUGCUUCCGGUUGUUGGUUCAGGGGGAAUGGGGAAGACAACUCUCAUACAACACGUAUAUCGCAGCCAACAAGUGCAGGAACACUUUCCAGUCAUGAUCUGGAUAUGUGUGUCACUCCAUUUCAAUUUGGAUAAGGUGCUAGAGCAGAUUAAAACAUGUACCCCUGCAGUUGAAAAGGAAAAAAGUGGCAGUACAACUGAAGAUUUGAUUGAGCAAAGAUUAAAAUCUAAAAGGUUCUUACUUGUAUUGGAUGAUAUAUGGAAGAUUAAUAAUGGGAAUGACUGGGGAAAAUUAUUGUCGACACUCAAUAAAUCAAAGGAAAAGCGUUCCAUGAUUCUCGUCACAACUCGGUUUCAAGCAAUAUCAAAGAAGGUUGAAACACCUGGCCACUCAAUUAAGCUGAAUGGUUUAGAGUGUAAAGAGUUUAGAAAGUUAUUCCUUGCAUUUGUCUUUGGUGAUGAGCAAUAUCCAAGGGAUAAACAAUUUUUGCUUGAGACUGGAGAUAAGAUAAUGGAAAAACUAAAGGGCUCCCCUCUUGCGGCAAAAACGGUUGGUAGAUUACUGAGUAAAGACCUUAGUUUGCGUCACUGGAAAAGGGUCCUCAAAAGUAAAGGAUGGGAGAAGCAGAACGAUGACAAUGCAAUUAUGCCUGCCUUGAAGCUUAGCUAUGACUUUCUUCCUUUCCAUCUGCAACAAUGUUUUGCCUAUUCUGGAUUGUUUCCUGAAGAUUACAAUUUCAGAAGUGACGAGCUGAUCAGUCUAUGGAUUGGACUAGAUAUUUUGAAACCCAAUGGGCAAGACCAAAUAUUUGAAGACAUAGGUCUGAGCAAUUUAAAUGAGUUAGUCAUCCAUGGAUUUUUCAGAGAAGAGAAAACUUAUUAUGGUAUGCGUUAUGUUAUGCAUGACCUGCUGCAUGAUUUGGCAUUGAAGGUUGCAUCUCAUGAUUGUCUUAGUCUAAGUCUCCCUAGUGUUGGAUCAGUAGAGAUUCAGCCAACCACCCGUCACUUGUCUAUAAGCACAUAUGGUUUAGGUAAAUAUGAUGAAGUGUCUGAAUUGGGUAAUUGUGGAGAGGAUCUGAAAUGUCAGGUCUUGUGGUCUCUCAUUACCACCGGCGGCCAACUCAAGGAAUUAGAAGUCAGGGGCAGCCAUAGAUUUUUUGCUGAUUGGGAUCCCAAUCCCAGACGGGCUUUGGAGGAUGCUGAGGGAGGUGAAGAGCAGCAGACACAGAUUGUUUCAUCCACACUGCAUGAGCUCGGGACAGAUGACAUAGCAGGAUUUCUUGCUGCACCCGUCUGUAGAUUCCUCUCUUCCUCCCUCACCAAGCUGAAACUUCGAGGGAAUUGGUGUGAAGGGAUGGAGCGGUUCAGCAAGGAGCAAGAGGACGCCCUUCAACUCCUCUCCUCCCUCCAGGAACUUGACUUUUCAUGUUUCAAGGACCUUCACCAACUCCCUGCAGGGAUGAGCAACCUUACCAGCCUCAAGAAAUUAACAAUCUAUGAAUGUCCAGCCCUCUCAUCAUUGCCCAAGGAUGGCCUCCCCAAAUCACUGCAAGAGCUAAAUGUCGGAUUGUGCAGCAACCAGCAGAUAAGACAG